This is a messenger RNA of Amoebophrya sp. A25, 1026 nucleotides long. The record is from the annotation of a GenBank genome assembly. Lineage: Eukaryota; Dinophyceae; Syndiniales; Amoebophryaceae.
AUAAACAACAGUAUCGACAUUUUUAAUGUCGCUUUCGUAUUCGUAGAAGUAAAAAUAGAGUCAUUAUGCAAAGUAUGUUUUCAUAGGACACUUCCUUGGAAGAGAUCAACUCCUCUACCCCCCCCCCGAGAUGGAGCUUGCUGCUGCUGACAAGCUCAAAUACGAAGAGAAAGGGACAUUGGGCAUCACUUCGGGUGAAGAUGUGGACGAGAGUCGUUGGGACUGUUUCUUCUACGAACUGGAUGAUCCCUGCUUUCGUGGAGAAGCAGCAUUCUUGAAGUGCAUCGCAUUCGAUUUUGAAGAAGAGUUCGAUUUUGAGAAACAAAUGGAUGCUGAAGAUGUGGACGAUGCCGAAAGCAAGAACGAGGCUUCAGCGGUGGUCCUCGCAAAUCAGAAUAAUUAAAGUGGCUGAAGUUAAAAAUGAACAGACGAAAAAGAAUUAUGCGAAUUGCGAAAGACGAUGACAUGAAAACAACUGACGCAGAAGCUGAGUCAUUCGAAGCCAGUUGUCCGUGCUGCUCAUCUGACGGACAAGGACGCACUCUUUAUUCUUUUCCGGACCGGAUGUUCCGAAUUCUAAUAAGUAGCGCCUCCAUUUUCUUUCACAAUUCACAUCUAGUUGUCAACGCGUUAUCUCUUCAUCUACAUGCAUCGAGUUUUUUGUUAAAACUACUGCUCCAAGAAAGUUGCACUUACUUACACCACCCUUUCUUUCUACACACGACCUCCCAACCAGAAUUUUCAUUUUCUUGGACAGAAAAUGGCUUAGACUUCGAUGGAUGAGAAAGGCGGAUUAGGAUCAGUGAGACAGACGGAUAUUAUACAGUGAGGCAGACAGACGUAAGAAGAGAGUGACCGCUUAAAAAUAGGCUUCUGGUGGGCGACCAGGUUCUGCCAGGGCACAGACGUUGAACUUGAUUCCACAAAGACAUCAGGAAAGGGAAGAAGAGGGGAGUAGUCAAGCAUACAGAUAGCAGAGAACACAGAUAGCAGACAAAGACGACUGUACUUAAUCAAGAGAUCGAG